Messenger RNA from Polistes canadensis, 2694 nucleotides. Its product is annotated as heat shock factor 2-binding protein-like. Gene Ontology annotation, cellular component: cytosol. The transcript has 6 exons. The coding region runs from base 81 to 1121 and encodes 346 amino acids. The record is from RefSeq and is a predicted model, not a curated record. NCBI's taxonomy places the organism in Eukaryota, Metazoa, Arthropoda, Insecta, Hymenoptera, Vespidae.
UUUAAAUUUUAUUUAAAUAUAAUCCAGUAAUUUUGGAUUUUUUGAAGGCGUAGCAUCAUAAAUAGAUUAUUAAUUACACAAUGGAAAUGAGUAAAUUUGUUAUCAAGUCAGCGAUCAGUGAGAACGAAUUUUUGAUUUCUUUGGAAAAUACUUUAAAAGCUAUCGAGGAAAAGCUUCGACAAUUCGUCAAAAAUAUUCCCAAACUUUUGACAGAUUCUGAAUUGGAGUCUGGGUUGCGUACUAUAGAAAUUGAAAGAGAGAAGAUACACGACCUUAUUGAUUCAAUUGUUCAACCUUUUUUAUCUAAUAGAAAAGAUAAUGCGGAAUUAGGUCUUCAAUACAAAUAUGAACAAAUGAAAGAACAAUUACACAGUCAGACUAUCGAAUUGGAGAAAGCGAUUAAGGAAACGCAAAGCCUUAAAAUCCAAAUAUUAAACCAAAGCACUUUUUGCGCGAGUUUAGGCGCAGUAUUGGGAAAUUUAGCAUGGCGUGCUUCUAGAUUUCCAGAAAUUGUCGAUAUUUGGUUAUCAGGUCUUCAGAAUAAAGUAAGAGAGUUCCUGUCGAUAGUAAGCGGAAGUUUUGUGGCAUUUAUAAGCACAUACGAGACUGGUAUACCGCCAACUAACAAUGUCGAGUAUCAGUUCGUGUUAGGACUAUUGGGUAUUGUCACAAACAUAUCAUCUGUACCGAAAGGCAGAGAAUUUCUUAUUACAAAUCAAAAUGGCAAGGAUUUAGUUGAGAAAAUUAUCAAAUUUAUGCCUAAUUUCUUCCCAGUAGCAUCGGGAACGCAUUCAUUAAUAAGAUUAAUGCUGAUGAUAUUGUAUAACGUGAGCAUGAACAAUACCGGUUUAAGCUACUUGUUCGAGUUUCGUGUAGCUGAAGUUUUAAGUAACUGCUUAAAAGAGGAUACUAUAUCGGAAGAAUUGCAACUUUUAUGUUUGCGCAUUCUUCAAUCAAUUACCUACGAUCUUAAAGAUCCUAAAUAUAUCGAGGAGCUAACCACAUCGAUUUCUAUUAAGAAUAUCAAGAAUAUCCUUGCCAAUGAACAAAGUGAAACAUAUUCUGUAGCUAAAGAAGUUAUUAAACAAUUGCAAGAGUCCCUGAGAUUUAGAGAAAUUUAAUGAAUAAAAAAUUAAAAUUUACUAAAGAAAAAAAAAUAUAUAUAUAAUUAAUCGUGUUAUUUACACUGUUGUUUUUUGUCUUUUUUUUGUUUUUUUUUUUUAAACAUUUGUCGCAAUGUUGCAAUAUUUACAAUAUAAAAAAAACUCGAUAAUAAUGAUCUAACUAUUUGUUACAAAGUGGUACAAUGACCUUUGUCUCGUUUAAAAAGUUAAAGCAACAAAAGUGUUGCACUCUGACAAACAGUCUGAUUCACUGUUUUCUAUCAUCUUAUAGAAAUAUAUAUAUAUAUGCAUACGUCAUUUUUCACAUCGUUAAAGGAAGCGGUUGGAUCUGCACUGUUAUCGAACGUGCCUCAAAUUCUUUGCUUCGCAGUGGUAUGUAUUUACAUACAUACAUACAUACAUAUAUAUACGUAUUUCUCGUGUGAAUAUGUGAUUAUGUAGAACUAGAUUCUCGUAUCGGCGCGUUGCAGUGAAAUAUAUAUAAUGUACUGCGCAAAUAAUAUCAUACCGUAUAUUUCUAUUUAAUGAAUUAUUUUCUCAUGAAAAUAUAACGAAUACGUUAUCAAUCACGCAUACAUAUACAUAUAUAUAUAUGUAUUUAUUAUAUAUUUUAUUAUCGGUCACUUAAUAUCAUGUUUUACAUCAUGAAAUAGUAAAAAAUGUUUUAUUUUCAAAUCUAAUAAAAUCUAAUUGCAUAAUAUUAUUAUUAUUAUUUAACUUCAAAGAUAUAUAAAAAGACAAUAAACGAAAAUGUUUAAGCAUGAAAUAGACAAUCAUCAACUUGUUCAAUAAGUUUCUAAAUAUUCUAUUCAAUGAACUUAACAUAAUUAGUAAAAAGGGUGUAAUGGACCAUUUUAAAAAGCUUUGAGUAAAACUACGAACGAGUAACGAAGUGAAUUUACUGUACAAAAUCGUUGUUACGGAUAUUUAAAACAGACAUCUUCAACAGAACGAAUUUGCUUCAUUAAAUAACUCAACAAUAUACUCUGACAUAAGUAUACUUUAACGAAGUAUAAAAAAGCACGUUUACUCAAAGACUAUAUUUAUAAAAGAACUUUUACUUCGACCUCUUGAUCCAGAAAUGAUAUAAGCGUAUAUUCUUUUAAAAGAUUUAAACAAAAAAAAUCAAAUUUAUCGAUAAUGUAACACAGGAGAUAUGAAUAAUGAAAGAAACAAAAUAAUAGAAAUCUAUAUGCGAAAAGAGAUGAUCAAAGUUGAGAGAAAUAAAUAUAAUUUAUGAAACAAAUAAAUGAAGGAUAAGGACCAAUUAGUUUCUAGAAAAAAAAACAAAAAACAAAAUACAAAACAAUAGUCACAGUUUACGGUAAACGUAAAGAAGAAAUUUAUCGAUAAUAUAACGCGAGUACAACACGAACGAUGAAACAACAAGAAAAUGGAUGCAAACACGAUAAUAGUUGGAAAAUAAAAAAUACAAAUCAAAUCUAUACAUCUCUAAAGAAUAAAGACACCCCCUCGAAAUUACUGUCUACGAUGUAGGAAAAAAAAAAAAAAGAAAAAUAAAAACGAGUCUCCUAUGUGCAAAUGAAGAAAAUAAAAAGAAUACCAAUAA